This is a messenger RNA of Cuscuta epithymum, 912 nucleotides long. Lineage: Eukaryota; Viridiplantae; Streptophyta; Magnoliopsida; Solanales; Convolvulaceae. The record is from the annotation of a GenBank genome assembly.
GCAAGAUGUGCAAACCAUUAACCCUCCAUCUCACACCUAUCUUCCGUUUUUUCUUAGUUUUGCAUUGCUUUGUUUCAAAAUGAGCCAUCGCUAUCCAAAAGACUACUCUCAUCUCUCAUGAUUCUCACGCCCUACUAUUUUGAUUUUUGAAUUGCCUUUAAUAGAGAAUCACUUGUCGCGCUUUAAGCACCUUGGGCAGAGCCGCCGCUAGGUAAUUUCCGUUUUCGAUCUUUCUUGAUCGAAGUCCGGUCAGUGUUUCCCUAGCGAGAUCUUUCGCGUAGGGUUUUUACUUCACCGCCUUGGUGCGGUGUUUCUUUCAAUCGACGCAGCUCUGCGCCGGAUUGCAGUGAUUUGGACGUAGCUCGGGAUGGAUGAUAGUGGUGGCGAGAAGGGAAGAAGCGAGAGAGAGAGAGAGACAUAGGGAUGAUCGGGACAUGGUUAGCGUGGAGAGGCUGAACGCUCCAUUCGAUGGCAUGGAUUUGGGUCAUACGGCGGGUACGCCACUGAAAGAGGGUAUCAAUCGAGCGACGGUCCGACCUCCGCCUGAACCAGCACCAUGGAUUGUACGAGGUGCUAGAGUCCGUGAAAGUUUUCCUAAUAAUUUUUAUCUGUUUGUCAAUUGUUUUCUUGUGUUCAUCUUUGUUGUUGGUUUUGACAAUUUGUUUGAGUUUUUAGCAUCUCUUUAUGUCAUGGGGUAUGGUUGGAUCUUUGAGAACAUGUUUGGCUGUGUCAAGCCCACUACAUGGUUAGUGAUUCGUGUUGAUCUUUCAGGGGUGACCGUCUCAAAGUCUUACCAUAGGGUUACAGUCGUAGUUGUUGGAGUUUCAGUUGGUGUCAGUUUUAUUUUCCUUUUGCUUGAGUAAUGAUCCUGAAUCUUUUGAUAUGAAUAGAUGCCUAUUUUGAUGAUAAAAA